This is a messenger RNA of Aspergillus uvarum CBS 121591, 981 nucleotides long. RefSeq lists its product as uncharacterized. Bases 1 to 981 code for a protein of 326 amino acids. Lineage: Eukaryota; Fungi; Ascomycota; Eurotiomycetes; Eurotiales; Aspergillaceae. The transcript has 2 exons. The record is from RefSeq and is a predicted model, not a curated record.
AUGGCAAUCAUCGCCAACUACAUCAUCGAUGCAACUGGCGAAGUCACCCUCGUCCUCCACGCAAAGCUGACUUCGUUGCCCACCCCCGACAAUGCCUCCCCGGAGCUGGUGUCAUCGACCGCGAAUCCUGACCAUUUCCUCAAAGACAUCGAAGCACGCAUCCAAGUCUCCGCCAAGCACCUCCGGCUCGCCUCGCCCGUGUUCGACCGGCAGCUGACCGGCAGCUUCAGCGAGGCGCAGGAUCUACAACGCACUGGAAAGGUGGACAUCAAGGUCGAAGGCUGUGACUUGGAGGCGUUGCUGAUCCUGUUGCGCAUCAUUCACGGGCGCAACAACCGGGUGCCUCACCUCGUUUCACUGUCGCUGUGUGCUCGCAUCGCCGUGUUGGUCGACUACUACGCCUGUCAGGAGGCUGUGCAGGUGCAUCUCCGCCUCUGGAAGUCGCAUCUCGAGACCCAGAUCCCUGCCGGCUACAACGCGACCGAGACCCUCGAAUGGAUCUGGGUGUCGUACUUCUUCGAUAUGACUUCGGUGUUUGACCAGGUCACCCUCCUGGCAAUCCGACAUGGAGAUGAACACAUGGAGUCGACUGAUUUCCCGGUGAAAGCGAGUAUCAUUGAAGCAAUUAAUACCCACCGGGAGAAGUCCAUCGACAAUGUGCUCAACCUCAUCGCCCGAUGGAGAGAUGGGCUGCGCCAAGGCUUGUUCGGCUGCACCUUCGAAUGUCGCUGCGACGAUCUAGGGGCGCUGGAACAAAGUCUCUUCGCCGCCAACCUGUAUAAUCCUCCCACCACGCCGUUUGCCGGUUGGAGUUUUGACUCCCUCUUCACCCAUGUCAAGGCCUUCCUCAAGCCGUCCUCGCGCUGCAAUCUCCUGAGCUAUCUCAACCAUGACAAAUGCGAUGCGAUUCCGAAGAUUGUUCAGGAGGUGGAGACUCUCAGCUCUGAAAUGCAGGGGUUGGAUCUGACUGCCUACAAGUGA